Anopheles bellator is the source of this 801-nucleotide messenger RNA. RefSeq names its product large ribosomal subunit protein mL54 (gene mRpL54). The coding region runs from base 132 to 533 and encodes 133 amino acids. The record is from RefSeq and is a predicted model, not a curated record. The transcript has 2 exons. Lineage: Eukaryota; Metazoa; Arthropoda; Insecta; Diptera; Culicidae. Gene Ontology annotation, cellular component: mitochondrial large ribosomal subunit. Gene Ontology annotation, molecular function: structural constituent of ribosome.
GUGCAAACCCAAAACAAAAACCCGGCAAAAAAAUUAAGGCUCCGUUGAACAGUGGGAAUAUAAUAUCGUGUAAAGAUUGAAACGUAAUCAUAUACUAGAUUCUGUACUAAAUUCAGUUUGUGGACAAUAAAAUGAACUCGUGGUUUUCAACUGUGCUGCCUCUCUUCAGACGUAGCUUAGUCAUACAAAGUGCAGUGAGAAAUUAUGCAACAGCAAAACCCGGCGGUGCGCUCGGUGGCUCGAAGAAGAAAAAGCUCGGAAAGCUUGGACCGGUGGUGGAGAAAAAAGUAAUUCCGGUCGAAACGGACGUAAACCGGCUGGUGAAUUAUGUGUGCGGAAGCAAUAUUCUCAAGCAGGGUGAGGACGUUAAACUAAAACCCAAUUCGGAGUAUCCGGAAUGGUUAUGGUCAAUACACGUUGGCGCUCCCCUUACGCUGGAGCAGUUAGACCCAGACACCAAGGCAUAUUGGCGCAAACUCCGGCGAUUGGCACUGCAGCGCAAUAACAAAUUAGCAAAGCUGAAAAAGUUUUAGUCAGUAUACAAUGUUUUCUUAGAAAAGAGUAAAGAUACAAAAAAUAUGUUCAACACAAUGAUAGUUAUCAGUGCAUUUCACUUUGACUGUAUUCAAAUUCGCGAAACUGCAUCAGAAUCACCAAAUAGGUUACAAUGGCUGCCAACGUCUGUGGAUGAAACGACGGACCAAUGAACAAUUCACACAGUUCAUCGGAAAAAUAUGAACAAAUACUUACACUGAAAUAAAAGUUCAUAUCCAGGUUGAAAAGACCCAACGGAGCGAUCGA